CGACGUCAUGAAAAAUUCACUGAAGGCGAUUGGAAAUCCGACGUCUAUGGGUGGCCGUGUCUAAGUCGCAGGGCCGUCAUGCCCAUUUUAUCACGAUCAAUUGCAUUGUUAUUGAGAUGAUAACGGUUUUUGAAAGACAAUUGUAAUUCAACAAUCGUUGAGGACUCAUCAUUUUACAAUGUAUCGCCCAAGACUAUUGGGCCAGAGCCUUCGGGGCUUCACCCACGCCCGAACAUGUCGCCGAACAUAUAUCACAGAUGCUGAUGUUGAAUCUGCAAGAAGAUACUGCUUGACACAGUUACAAAACAGCGACUAUGAUGCUCAUCUCAUUCGCCGCUUCGUCCCCUCUCCAGUACAAGACACCUACGCUGCUCUCCGUACCCUCAACCUUGAGCUUGUUCGUCUCCCUGAGCUCGUCUCUAACCCUACGAUUGGAUCCUUUCGAAUGAAAUUCUGGCAAGAAUCCAUUGACAACACUUUCGCGGGUCGUCCCCCUCGCGAACCCAUUUGCAUCCUCCUUCACAAGGGUCUACAAGAUCUGGAAGCCCGUGAUGGCAAUUCUACCAAGAAAUCUAUAAAAUUUUGGAUCUCGAGAUUAAUAAAAACGAGAGAAAAGCAUAUGACAAACAGGCCUUUUGCGAAUUUGGCGAGCUUGGAGGAGUAUGCUGAGAAUACAUAUUCGACUCUCAUGUACGCGACAUUAGCAUCACUUCCGCUGAGAUCAAUGCAUGUCGAUCAUCUCGCAAGUCAUAUCGGAAAGGCUUGUGGUAUCGCUGCGGUCCUACGUGGCAUCCCUGUUCUGGCGGCACCUCCUCCUCCAGUAAAUACACCUUCUGGUCAGGUUCCAGCAGUGCGAGAGCCUGCACUUCUUCUGCCAUUGGAUGCUAUGGCUGAAGCAGGAGUUAAGGAGGAGGAGGUCUUCAGGCAGGGACCCAAUGCUCCCGGACUUCAAGAUGCUGUAUUCCAGGUCGCGACACGAGCCAAUGACCACCUCAUCACGGCCCGAGAGAUGCUCAAGCGGCUCAAGGCAGGAGAGGAUCCAGGUCAUGAGUUUGAGCAUCAAGGAGAAGCUGAGCAUUUGUAUACCGAGGGAAGCGACACAUUGAGAGAGAUCCGUCAGGGAUUUGGAGUGCUUCUUGAAGCUAUCCCUUCGGCACAGUACUUGCAACGUCUAGAGCAAGCAGAUUUCAACCCAUUCGCUGUCAAGACAGCUGGCUGGAAACUGCCAUGGAGUAUCUGGCAGGCCUUGUCUAAGGAGCGAAUCUAAUAUGUAAAACCACCAAUCUCGAGAUAUGUCUCGACUGUACUUUAUCAAAAAGCAUGUAAUAUAGAAGGCAUCGUGUUUAGAUUAUCAUGAAUGACGAUGAAAUCGACUAUAAUCCAGC
Fusarium odoratissimum NRRL 54006 is the source of this 1385-nucleotide messenger RNA. RefSeq lists its product as uncharacterized. Lineage: Eukaryota; Fungi; Ascomycota; Sordariomycetes; Hypocreales; Nectriaceae. Gene Ontology annotation, cellular component: mitochondrion. Gene Ontology annotation, biological process: biosynthetic process; mitochondrial respiratory chain complex I assembly. The record is from RefSeq and is a predicted model, not a curated record. The coding region runs from base 179 to 1267 and encodes 362 amino acids. The transcript has 2 exons.